Molecule: messenger RNA, 417 nt
Organism: Protopolystoma xenopodis
Lineage: Eukaryota; Metazoa; Platyhelminthes; Monogenea; Polystomatidea; Polystomatidae
Source: the annotation of a GenBank genome assembly
AUGUCCACACUUUCCGUCGACAUCAUCAUGGCUAAACGGCCUGCUUAUCGCAGAGUUACAAUGCCCAUAAGUUGCCAAGUAAUGCAAUCCUCUGUGCCAACCUCGUGUACAACCGUUGUGGCGUCUCUCCUCCUCUCAGCUGUACCAGCUUCUUGCGCUGUAUCCCUAUCCCUAUUAGUAUCCUCCGACCCCGCUUCAUAUGGCCCAUUCAACUAUUCACACCGUUCUGUGUCCUCGUUUGCUCCAAUCUCGCCUGAGAGUGAGCAUUUAAUGCAGCAUAAUCUCCUUCCCCACCGGUUUCAGGUGCCGUUCGCAGGGCUUCCGGGACCCAAUCAGCUCUUCCGUUUCGACACACCCUCCAUCCGACUUGUUGACUGUUCCCUGCUGCACAUAAAAAUCACUAUCUUAUGUUACUGA